GUCUGCCGAGCUGGUGGUUGAUAUUCUUCUGGUCUUGGAGCGUACGUGCACCAUUUCUCAGCUGUUGUUAUCUUAGCACAGCUUACGUAUAUUCCUUGACAUAUCAUGGCGGCUACCGCUGGUGUUAACGGAAGACUUCUGAAAGAAGUGGCGGUGGUCCAGAAGGAUGACGCUUCCGGGGUCACGGCUACUCUUGUGACGGAGGGUCAGCUGCGACACUUGAAAGGGAGCAUUCAAGGUCCUUCGGGAUCUCCAUACGAGGGUGGUGUCUUUGAAAUCGAUAUUCAUAUACCGAUUGAGUAUCCGUUCGAACCGCCGAAAAUGAAAUUUCUCACGAAAGUCUGGCACCCGAAUAUUUCGUCGCAAACGGGUGCGAUUUGUCUGGAUAUUCUGAAAGACCAAUGGAGUCCAGCUUUGACCAUCAAGACAGCUUUGUUGUCGCUGUUGGCGUUGAUGUGUUCCCCCGAACCGGGAGAUCCACAGGAUGCGGAAGUGGCAAAAAUGUAUAUGGGGAACCGUGAGGAGUUCGAUCGGACGGCAAAAUUCUGGACGGAAUCGUACGCGAAGCCGUCGAGCAAGGAAGAUGCCAUUAGUAGGGUCUGUGAAAUGGGUUUUGACCGUGAAAGCGCUCGUAAUGCCUUGGAAAAGCAUUCAUGGAACGAGAGCGCGGCUGUGAAUGCGCUGCUUGGCGGAGCAUAGUAGUCCGUAAUCUUAGUUUCGACGAUCACAAGAAUGAUUCUAACAGUAAUACAGAUUGGCAGCCGAGCGAAACUCUGAUUCCAUUCACCUUUCACCGCACAAUUUAGAUUUCUGUUUAUCGACGGUGAUCCAAGAUGCCUCUUGCAGAAAGAUUUCACGCGAAAUUUGCCGAAAACUGUCAAAUUCUUGCCAGUUUUUCAAACAUUGGGACUCAUUGUUUCGAUCCCAAACUUUGGACAAAGCAGAUUCUAGAAGUAGAACAUCUUCUUCCACAUGUUGUGACAGAAACGACCAUUCCAAAAGGUGCCAGCCUUUGCUUUUUGCCUGCUUGCUGUUGUCGUAUCGAGCUAGGCAAAAUGGACAUUUCAGUUGCUUCAAUACCCAUCGUUUUUCGCAGGACUCGCAGAGGGCGUGGCCGCAUCCUAGAAUGGUAUUUGAUAUGCUGCUAAAGCAUAUCACACAAUCGUCGUGGGGACCUUGGGUGAGUUUUGCCAAUCCAAUACCUGACAAGGUCUCUUCAGUUCCAAUGAGCUCGCCCAGUCGGCGCAGCAAAGAAAAAAUCUU
Messenger RNA from Phaeodactylum tricornutum CCAP 1055/1, 1263 nucleotides. RefSeq names its product ubiquitin-conjugating enzyme 1 (gene UBC1). Gene Ontology annotation, biological process: proteasome-mediated ubiquitin-dependent protein catabolic process; protein polyubiquitination. The coding region runs from base 106 to 699 and encodes 197 amino acids. Lineage: Eukaryota; Bacillariophyta; Bacillariophyceae; Surirellales; Neidiaceae. The record is from RefSeq and is a predicted model, not a curated record. Gene Ontology annotation, molecular function: protein binding; ubiquitin conjugating enzyme activity. The transcript has 3 exons. Gene Ontology annotation, cellular component: nucleus.